Messenger RNA from Anthonomus grandis grandis, 2510 nucleotides. It is a transcript of the gene SdhA, whose product is annotated as succinate dehydrogenase [ubiquinone] flavoprotein subunit, mitochondrial. Bases 115 to 2106 code for a protein of 663 amino acids. The transcript has 11 exons. NCBI's taxonomy places the organism in Eukaryota, Metazoa, Arthropoda, Insecta, Coleoptera, Curculionidae. Gene Ontology annotation, molecular function: flavin adenine dinucleotide binding; succinate dehydrogenase (quinone) activity; electron transfer activity. The record is from RefSeq and is a predicted model, not a curated record. Gene Ontology annotation, biological process: tricarboxylic acid cycle; mitochondrial electron transport, succinate to ubiquinone.
UCUUCAAAAAAAAAAUCAUCUAGAGGAGGAAACCUCUCGUGUCUCCUUGGGCAUUUCCUGCGUUAUUUUUGCCAAUUAAAAGUUAAACAAAAUUGCUACUUCACCCGGCCAAAGAUGAGCGGCAUAUUAAAACUGCAACCGAACAUUUUAAAAGGUUGCCUCAAUCAUUUCGUCAACAAGGCAAACCUAGCAGCCACAUCAAGCCGCUCUCUCCAUAUUAAUGUAGACAGACAAAACGCUUCGAGAUGCAGCUCGGGAGCUGGCUCAGCUUCUUACCCCGUGGUCGAUCACACUUACGAUGCCGUAGUUGUCGGGGCAGGAGGAGCUGGACUCCGUGCCGCCUUCGGUUUAGUAGCCGAAGGCUUCAAGACCGCUGUGAUCACUAAAUUAUUUCCUACUAGAUCUCAUACUGUUGCCGCUCAGGGGGGCAUUAAUGCUGCUUUAGGUAACAUGGAGGAGGACAAUUGGCAAUGGCAUAUGUAUGAUACAGUGAAAGGCUCUGAUUGGCUGGGAGACCAGGACGCUAUCCAUUAUAUGACCAGGGAGGCCCCGCAGGCUGUUGUCGAGUUGGAAAACACCGGGAUGCCCUUUUCCAGGACCCCCGACGGGAAGAUUUACCAGAGGGCUUUUGGGGGGCAGGCUUUGAAGUUUGGUAAGGGAGGACAGGCACAUAGGUGCUGUUGUGUCGCAGACAGGACCGGGCACAGUUUACUUCACACCCUUUACGGACAAAGUUUAAGGUACGAUUGCAACUAUUUCGUCGAGUAUUUCGCCCUGGAUUUGAUUAUGGAAAAAGGAGAGUGCCGGGGGGUUAUAGCUCUUUGUCUGGAGGACGGUACCAUUCAUAGAUUCAUAGCCAAGAGUACUGUGUUGGCCACCGGAGGUUAUGGCAGGGCCUUUUUCUCUUGCACCUCGGCGCACACUUGCACCGGAGACGGUACCGCCAUGGUGGCCAGGGCCGGACUGCCCAAUCAGGAUUUGGAGUUUGUCCAGUUUCACCCUACGGGGAUUUAUGGGGCCGGUUGUUUGAUUACCGAAGGCUGUCGAGGCGAGGGUGGUUAUUUAAUUAAUUCGGAAGGCGAGAGGUUUAUGGAGAGGUAUGCUCCGGUGGCCAAGGAUUUGGCCUCAAGAGAUGUGGUGUCCCGGAGUAUGACUAUCGAGAUCAGAGAAGGUCGCGGAUGUGGCCCGGAAAAAGACCACGUGUUUUUGCAACUUCACCAUUUACCCGCCGAGCAACUGCACCAGCGGCUGCCCGGCAUUUCGGAGACGGCGAUGAUCUUCGCGGGGGUCGACGUCACUAGAGAACCGAUCCCCGUUUUACCGACCGUGCACUACAAUAUGGGCGGGGUACCCACCAAUUAUAAGGGACAGGUCUUAACAACGUGUGACGGUCAAGAUACCAUUGUGCCCGGUCUGUACGCUUGCGGCGAAGCGGCCUCGUCCUCUGUGCACGGCGCCAACCGUUUGGGCGCAAACUCCCUGCUGGACCUGGUGGUGUUUGGGCGCGCCUGCGCCCACACCAUCGCCGCCGAACACAAACCGGGAGAGAAAGUUGCCAAAAUUAAGGACAACGCCGGCGAGGAGAGCGUGAGUAACCUGGACUGGUGUAGACACGCCAACGGGAAAACGAGCACGGCCGAUUUGAGGUUGCAGAUGCAGAAGACGAUGCAGACGCACGCGGCCGUUUUUAGGACCGAGGAGACGCUCUGCGAGGGAAUCGCGAAGAUGCAGCAGUUGUACAAGCAGAUGGGGGAUCUGAAGGUUUCUGAUCACAGCCUCAUCUGGAACUCCGACCUGGUAGAAACGUUGGAACUGCAAAAUCUGAUGUUGAACGCGAUGAUGACGAUCGUGGCCGCCGAAAACCGUAAGGAAUCGCGGGGGGCGCACGCCCGUGAGGACUACAAGGCCCGAUGCGACGAGUACGACUACACCAAACCGCUUGAAGGGCAAGUGAAGAGGUGCAUGGACGACCACUGGAGGAAACACACCCUGACCGACAUCGAUACGCAAACCGGAACGGUGAACAUCCGGUACCGGGCCGUCAUCGACGACACCCUGGAUCAGUGCGAGUGCAAAACGGUGCCGCCCGCGAUCCGAUCUUAUUAAGAAAGUUUGUUUUCACUUUUUUUUCAUUAAAUUUUUAGUUUAUACGAAACACGUACUUCUCUUUAGUAAACAAACGGAUCAGAUCAACCUUUGCUGGAUUUAUUUUUUUUAUAUGUGUUUGUAUUAACAGUGUUGUCAAAUUGACUUUUGCUCGGAGGUAAGUAGGGUGGGUUGUAAAUAAAUAAACACGAUUUGGAAAUUGUUCAUGUUGUUGUCAUAGGAAACGAAGGUAUUAUGUGUCGUGAAAGUAUUUUUUUUCUUGUUGUUGUUGUUUGAUAGUUGUAUAGUAAUUUAUUGUUUUAUGGCGAAGGAGCUGCGCAAGGCGGCGGCACCACUGUUGUGAAUAGUCAUGUAAGUUUAUGUAAAAAAAUCCUUAUUGAAAUAUACACCCUUGUCACACGCUU